AUGGAGGACGACAAAUUGGCGGCGUACUACGACGAGUUAACUCAGAAAGGCGGUGGCGCCGCCAGAUUCAAACAAGGUCUUGGAUUCUCUUCCAAUACUCCUGCCAACAACACUGUUACACCCAGAGGCUCCGCUCUUCCUACCUCCUCAUCUUUUCUCAGCAGUCUCGUCAAAGCCUCCCAUAGUCAAUGGCGGUACAGACAUGAUCCAAUUGUGUAUUAUGCAAUGCUUCAAGUUCUUAGUAAGACUAAGUUAUGUCAGGGGGCUAAGAGGGUGCUCCAGCUUAUGGUAAAGAGGAAGAUUGAGUGUAGGCCUGAAGAUUUUGGUUGUGCGAUGAUUUCUUUCAGUAGGGCUGGGGAUAUUAGAAAAGCUAUGCAGAUAUUAACUCUAAUGCAAAAAGCGGGAGUAGAACUUGAUCUGUCCAUAUGCAAUACUACAAUUUAUGCUCUGGUGAAAGGCCAUAAUUUGGAGAAGGCAUUGAAGUUCUUGGAAAGAAUACAAGUUUUUGUUAGUUACUUGGAGUUGUAG
This is a messenger RNA of Fraxinus pennsylvanica, 528 nucleotides long. NCBI's taxonomy places the organism in Eukaryota, Viridiplantae, Streptophyta, Magnoliopsida, Lamiales, Oleaceae. The record is from the annotation of a GenBank genome assembly.